AUGGUCGGCAAUACGAAGAUCAUCGACAUCCGUGUCGGUUCCACCGACUUGGACAUUGUAUCGGACAUCAAAAAGGGCCUCAAGCCACAGGACGGAGGGGAAAAGAGACUGCCUACUUUGUUGUUGUACGACGAAACCGGGCUGCGACUCUUUGAGAAGAUCACGUACCUUGACGAAUACUACCUUACCAAUGCCGAAAUCGAAGUGUUGGAAGCAUGUGCCGUACAGAUCGCACGCCGUGUGCAGCCAGGAUCGGUCAUAGUCGAGCUCGGCAGUGGGAACCUUCGAAAGGUCAACAUCCUGCUGCAAGCUAUCGACCGAUUGGGGAAAGACGUGGAAUACUACGCUGUCGACCUGUCUCUACCAGAAUUAGAAAGGACUUUCUCUGAGAUCCCCACAGAGGGCUACAAGCACGUGAGAUGCUUCGGACUGCAUGGAACCUAUGACCAUGCAUUGGAGUGGCUGAAGUCAUCUAGCGUCAAGGAUAAGCCCAAGACCAUCCUUUGGCUCGGAUCCAGCUUGGGUAACUUCAAGCGACAUGAGGCAGCGUCGUUCCUUGCCGGUUUUGGCGAUGCUAUCAAGACUGGUGACACUAUGCUUAUCGGUAUCGACUCGUGCAAAGACCCUAGCCGUGUCUAUCAUGCUUAUAACGACUGUCAAGGCGUGACACACGAGUUUGCUCUCAACGGUCUAAAACACGCGAAUCAACUCAUGGAGAAGGAGACCUUCAAGCUUGAUGAAUGGGAGGUCAUCGGAGAGUUUGAUGUGAAGGCUGGGCGUCAUCAUGCUUUCGUCGUACCGCUGAAAGAUGUCAAUGCCGAAGGUGUUGAGAUCCCCAAGGGUGAGCGGAUUCGCAUUGAGGAGAGCUACAAGUAUAGCCGAGAAGAGAUUCUGGAACUCUGGGAGGGUGCUGGUCUUGCGGAAAACACAGUGUGGUCCAACACUAGGGGCGAUUAUGGUCUUCACUUUGUGUCCAAGCCCGCAGUUUUCUUCCCCAUGAAGCCGGACACAUACGCUGCGCAGCCAGUACCAUCUCUCACCGAAUGGCACGAGUUGUGGAAGGCUUGGGAUGCUGUCACCCGCCGGAUGAUACCAGAAGAAGAGCUGCUGUCCAAGCCUAUCAAUCUGCGCAACGCUUGCAUCUUCUACUUGGGUCAUAUCCCAACCUUCCUCGAUAUCCAUAUGGCUCGAGCAACUGACGGCAAAGCUUCAGAUCCUGCAUAUUUCUGGCAGAUCUUUGAGCGUGGCAUCGACCCAGACGUCGAUGAUCCCGAGAAAUGCCACGCACAUUCCGAGAUCCCUGACUCAUGGCCCCCUCUCGACGAAAUCUUGAUGCACCAACAAGCGAUACGUGCAAAGGCGGAGGAUCUUUACACAUCUGGCGCUGUGGAGAGCAAUCCCCGCGUUGCACGCGCUAUGUGGCUCGGCUUUGAGCAUGAGGCGAUGCAUCUGGAAACCCUCCUCUACAUGCUCGUUCAGAGUGACAGGGUUUUGCCUCCUCCCGGCACUGCGAUACCAGACUUUGCAGCUCUCGCUAAGUACUCAGCAGCGACUGCAGUCGAGAACGAGUGGUUUACUAUCCCCGAGGCAGAUAUCACUAUUGGUCUUAACGACUCAGACAACGACAAGACCACUAAGCGAUACUUUGGCUGGGACAACGAACGACCCUCCCGCUCAGCUCACGUGAAAUCAUUUCGUGCGAGAGCUCGCCCCAUCACCAACGGCGAGUAUGCAGCCUAUCUCACCAAGACCGACCAGAAGAAGAUCCCUGCAUCAUGGUGUGAGCAACAGCACCUAAGCGACGCAGCCCGCAUUGCAAACAAGAGAGACAGUGUCAUCAACGGUUUCCAAAAUGGCUUGUCGGCUCUUACCGACGGAAAGUUCGUCAAGACGGUGUAUGGUACAGUGCCGCUCAAGUAUGCGCUCGAUUGGCCAGUGGUCGCUUCUUACGACGAAGUGGCCGGUUGCGCACAGUGGAUGGGCGGGCGUAUACCUACUAUGGAAGAGGCGCGAAGCAUCUACAGCUAUGUCGACAGAUCCAAGAACAAGGAGCUUGAGGCUCUUGGUAACACUAUUCCAGCGGUGAACGGACAUCUAAUCAACAAUGGCGUCGAUGAGUCGCCGCCAUCCAAGUCUUUGUCAAAUGGCGAUGCUGGCGCAGCCAGUGGAUCCACUCUCAGCCCACACGAUCUUUUCAUCGACCUGGAGGGAACGAACGUCGGCUUCAAACACUGGCACCCUGUCUCUGUAGCCGAAAGAGGUGGUAAGCUCUGCGGCCAAUCUGACUUUGGUGGUGUUUGGGAGUGGACCAGUACUGUGCUAGCGGAGCAUGUUGGCUUCGAGCCAAUGGAGCUAUACCCAGCUUACACAGCCGACUUCUUUGACGGGAAGCACAACAUCACGCUCGGUGGAUCCUGGGCGACCAUACCGCGUGUCGCAGGCCGCAAGACCUUCGUGAAUUGGUACCAGCGCAACUAUCCAUACGUUUGGGCUGGCGCCCGCGUGGUCGCCGAUCUCUAG
This is a messenger RNA of Ascochyta rabiei, 2520 nucleotides long. RefSeq lists its product as uncharacterized. The record is from RefSeq and is a predicted model, not a curated record. NCBI's taxonomy places the organism in Eukaryota, Fungi, Ascomycota, Dothideomycetes, Pleosporales, Didymellaceae. Bases 1 to 2520 code for a protein of 839 amino acids. The transcript is spliced from 8 exons.